Penicillium cinerascens is the source of this 843-nucleotide messenger RNA. RefSeq names its product alternative oxidase. Lineage: Eukaryota; Fungi; Ascomycota; Eurotiomycetes; Eurotiales; Aspergillaceae. The coding region runs from base 1 to 843 and encodes 280 amino acids. Gene Ontology annotation, molecular function: alternative oxidase activity. Gene Ontology annotation, biological process: alternative respiration. The transcript is spliced from 3 exons. Gene Ontology annotation, cellular component: mitochondrion. The record is from RefSeq and is a predicted model, not a curated record.
AUGCAACCGACACAAAGCCUGCUCAUAAGUCUUCUUGGGCCCAUCCAACAACAAAUCCUCUCCAUUCAAACCGCACACCGGAAAGCGCGAAACUGGCAAGACAAGGUGGCACUUGGCUCCGUACGAAUGUUACGCUGGGGUAUGGACUUUGUUACUGGGUAUCGAUCUGAGCCAGCGACUGCAACCUCUAUGCCUCAACGUUAUAUCAUGACGGAGGAGAAAUGGAUCACCCGGUUCAUCUUUCUUGAGAGCGUCGCAGGUGUUCCUGGAAUGGUAGCCGGAAUGCUACGACAUCUCAAAAGUAUAAGGAGAUUUCAAAGGGACUACGGAUGGAUCGAAACCCUUCUUGAAGAAGCCUACAACGAAAGAAUGCAUCUCCUCACCUUUCUAAAUUUAGUGGAGCCAGGCCCAGGCAUGCGACUCAUGGUCCUCGGUGCCCAAUGGGUGUUCUUCAGCGGAUUCUCCAUCGCCUAUCUCAUCUCACCGCAAAUAUGCCACCGCUUCGUCGGAUACCUUGAAGAGGAAGCGGUGAUAACAUACACCAAAGCAAUCAAAGAUCUUGAUAGCGGCCAUCUCCCUCAAUGGGAGAAGCUGGAAGCACCUAAGAUGGCGAUAAAAUACUGGCAAAUGCCCGAAGGCCAACGGUGCAUGCGCUCCCUGCUGCUGUAUGUGCGUGCUGACGAGGCAAACCACCGGGAGGUUAACCACACACUUGGAAAUUUGAACCAGGAGACGGAUCCAAAUCCCUUCUCGGCGAAUUUCAAGUCUCGGGUUCAGAAGGUGACUGAGUCAGUCGGUGUGAUGGGGCAGCUGGAUCCGCAAAGCUGCAAUAGGGAGGUUUGA